Geodia barretti is the source of this 1158-nucleotide messenger RNA. The record is from the annotation of a GenBank genome assembly. NCBI's taxonomy places the organism in Eukaryota, Metazoa, Porifera, Demospongiae, Tetractinellida, Geodiidae.
AUGGAAGGCCUCAAGUUCCAGUGCCGGGACACCUUCGAUGCCGGACGUUCCCACUUCGACCAUCCCGCCAGCAGCCGGUUCGAGGAGAUGGAUGCCAUCGUGUUCUUCGAUGACGUGCUGGUGCCCUGGGAGCGGGUGUUCCUCUAUAACGACGUGGCCCUGUGCAACCAGUGGGGCGAGCGCACCAACCGCAACGCCCACACCGGCCACCAGGUGGUCACCAAGAACGUCAUCAAGUGCGAGUUCGUGCUGGGCCUGGCCUCGUUGAUGGUGGAUAUCCUGGGUUCAGGAGAGCUGCCGCAGACGCAGCAACUCAUCGCCGAGGUCAUCGAGAACCUGGAGAUUACGCGGGCGCUGCUGGCCGCGUCGGAGGCCCAGGCGUCAACCGACGAGUGGGGUAUCUUCUGCCCCGACUACCGGCCUCUGCUGGUGGCGCGCAAGCAGAUGAUUCAGAUGUAUCCGCGGAUGACCGAGAUACUGCACCUGCUGGGUUCCAGCAGCCUGAUGGCGCUGCCGGCCGAGGCCGACCUCAACGGUCCGCUGGCCGACGAGAUUGAGCGGUAUCUGGACACCGAUACGGCGACGGCGGAGGAACGCAUCCGGUUAUUCCGGCUGGCGUGGGAUGUGUCGUGCAGCGCAUUCGGGGGCCGCCAGACGCUUUACGAGCGGUACUUCGGUGGAGACUCGGCCCGCAACGCCGCCCUGCUCUACCAGAUUUACGACCGCACGCCGGCGCGCCAGCUGUCCAUGGGGCUGGUGUCGCUGGACGAGGUGGCGCUGGAUUUGGGCGGCAUCCAGCACGACCGCCGCUUUUACCUGCUGACGACGUCCUGGGACGUCGGGGCAGAACGGUUGACCAUCGGCUUCCCGGGCGGCACGACGCUGGAGGGUCAUCCGGACCUGGACCGCCCGGUAUGGACCAUCGUGUGGGGCCGGCGAGUCCGCGGGCGAGCCCUCAUGGGCGAAUGGAUGGCCGCGCUGAGCGACUUUUGCGAGCAACCCGUUGCACUGAUAAUGUCAGAUUUGCCUUGCCAGGUGUUCGAUGAAUUUCCGGUGUCGGUACUGUCUCGGGCGUCGGUGGAACGGCUGUCGUCGAGAUGGGGAUGUCCGAGGACGAAUGCCUGGCCACCGAUCGUUUCCGCCCCACGCUCCUUCUAG